Messenger RNA from Cuscuta epithymum, 2118 nucleotides. The record is from the annotation of a GenBank genome assembly. NCBI's taxonomy places the organism in Eukaryota, Viridiplantae, Streptophyta, Magnoliopsida, Solanales, Convolvulaceae.
AUGCAAUUCAAAAUGCCUUAAAUUUCAUAGUGUCAUCUUUCGUUCUUUUCCCAAAACAAAAAAUCCACGAAUUUAUCUUAUCUGAAUUCUACUACAGACCCACAAACUUAUGAGGAGGCUACAGAAGGAUUACAAUGAUGAACACAACCAUGUUCAAUUCAAUCCAACUCAAAAACCCCUUUCUAAUCGUUUCCAAACAACACUCCUCCCUCACUUUCUCCUUCAAUCCCUUACAUUCCCUAUCUUCUAAACCCUCAUUCUUUCCUAAAAGAGCACUUCGAUGGAGCAUCAGAUCCUUCGCCGCGGAGCACGAAAUCGAUAUGGUGAGGAACAAACAAGGGGUUUACACAGCCAAGUCCAAGAAAGUUGUGGUUUUGUGGGACUUAGACAACAAGCCGCCGAGGGGACCGCCGUACCAGGCGGCGGUUGAACUGAAGAGGGUUGCUCAGAAAUUCGGGGAAGUCGUGCACAUGUCAGCCUACGCCAACCGCCACGCUUUCUCCUACCUUCCCCGAUGGGUUGUUGACCAGCGCCGCGAACGGCGGCGUCUGGAUGUUCUCGAGCGUAAGGGGGAUCUGACCCCGCCGGAGCCAUACGUAUGCUCCGUCUGUGGCCGGAAAUGUAAGACCAAUUUAGACCUGAAGAAGCACUUCAAGCAGCUGCACGAGAGGGAGAGACAGAAGAAGUUGAAUCGGAUGACCUCACUGAAAGGGAAAAAGCGGCAGCGAUACAAGGAAAGGUUUAUCGACGGCAACCACAAGUAUGUUGAGGCUGCUAGGAGCUUGAUAACCCCGAAGGUAGGGUAUGGCCUCGGGUCAGAUCUGAAGCGAGCCGAGGUGUUUGUGAAGACGGUGGCAGAUAAGCCACAGGCGGCGGAUUUAGCAUUGAAACAACAAAUGCAGCAUUCACUGAGCAGAGGGGUUGAUUGGGUCUUCUUGGUUUCGGAUGAUUCUGAUUUUUCUGAGAUGUUGAGGAAGGCUGGGCAGGCGAAUUUGGGGACAGUAGUGGUAGGAGAUUCGGACAGUGCAUUGGGGAGGCAUGCUGAUUUGUGGGUUCCAUGGAUUAGAGUCGAAAAGGGGGAUAUAACUGAGAAUGAUUUAGUGCUAAAAAGAAAGGAGAACUCUUGGGCGUGGAGUAGUAAUCACAAGGUUUCUGUCAGCCAGUUUGAUGGUGGAGAGGAAGAAGUUAGGGAUGGUCCUGUUGAAAGAAGGCAACUUAGUGACUUGCAAAGUUCAGCUUUUUGUGAAACAGAUGAUUUAGAUGUUUGGGAAGAGUGUGAUGAUGACUCAAUAUAUGGUUCUGAUGAUGAUGAUCAUGAAGACUUCAUAUAGUUUCGUCCCUAAGUCAGUGGAACAACUUCUGUGAAAAAGACUAAGCUUUGAUGCAAUUCUAUUGUUAACUGAAAUUGGGUCCAAAAGUGUGAGUGAGUGCACCCCUCUUGCUUGAUCAAGACCCUGGACAAAAUUGUAACAAUAUAUUAGUUCAAAACAAAAAAAAAGUUUUUGGAUGGUCCAUGCUGAUGCUUACUUCUUGGCACGUUGGAGAGACUCCAGGUAGAUGAUUUGUUUCUGUAAAUCUGUAACUAUGAUGGAUCUGUUGUAUCGCCUAUCACUCAAGAAAUCAUCAAUUUAAGUUUGAUUUUGGCUAUCUUUCUCUUUUGGAAAAGACCAUGCAAUGUUUGCAUCAAUAUGAUUGCUCUGCGCACCUCUUAGUUUAAUCACAUGUUGUGCAUGUUUGGUGACCUCCCCCUUUAUAGAAAUUGCUCUAAAUAGGACUAAAACUUAGACAAAAUGCACAAAUAGGACUAUAUGUAUUUUAUUUCCGAAAUAGGACUUAUUUGAUCCUAUUAAAAGUAUAAAACUUCCCCUUUUAGGAGUGGAUAAGUCCUAUUCUAGGAAGAAAACAAUGAUAGUCCAAUAUGUGCACUGUGUUUAUGUUUUAGUCCUAUAUAAGGAAUUUUCUAUUACCUUUAUUACAACAUUCAUGUGUGUAACUUGCCAGUAUGUUUUAUAUUUUCAUGUAUCUGUUACGAAGAGUGAAACUCUGGUCUUGGGCCAACAUGUGUGUGUUUUUGUGGUGAGAAUUAAUAUCAGAAGUGAAGAUUGUGAAGAAGUUGAG